GUUCCGCUAUUCUCCGGCGCCACGGACGCAGGAUGCGACCGGCCAGGCGCGGCCGUUGUCCAAAGGGAAGGAGUUCAACGACAUCAUCUUGGCUGGUGGAGAAGAUGCAGAGGCCAUCCUGGUCUUCGCAAGCCAUCAUUUACUGGAGCUCAGCGUCGUCAACGCCGUGACGGCGGUCCAUCGGCUGGCCAAGUGCCCGGCCGCCACGCGAAAGGACCCACGACUGACGGCGCUCUUGGACCGCGUGCGGUACAUGUUUCAGACUUCCGUGCCCAAAGAGGCUACGCAAGGCCAUGCGUGGAACUUCCACGUCGACACACGCGCGCUGACCAACGUGGCAUGGGCCCAGGCGAAGAUGCAGCUGAGGGACCCGACCAUGCUCCAGUACAUUUCGGAGGAGGUCGCAGCGAGGGUGAAGCAGUGUACCGCGCAACAAAUUGCUAAUUGCGCUUGGGCUUUUGCAACGCUCGGCCUGAAGCACACGAGGCUGCUGACGGCCUUGACGAGGGAGGCCGUUGGGCGGAUUGCCGAAUUCAGCCCUCAGAACUUGAUGUGCACCUGCCGCUGUUACGAGCUGCUGCGGAGAUCUCCCCCGGCCGUCUCGGCCAAUUUUCGCCACAGCAUCUCUCCAUCGUGGCCUGGGCGGUGGCGACCCUGGGCUUCCGGAGCGAAUCGCUGA
Symbiodinium sp. CCMP2592 is the source of this 679-nucleotide messenger RNA. NCBI's taxonomy places the organism in Eukaryota, Dinophyceae, Suessiales, Symbiodiniaceae. The record is from the annotation of a GenBank genome assembly.